Molecule: messenger RNA, 846 nt
Organism: Cuscuta campestris
Lineage: Eukaryota; Viridiplantae; Streptophyta; Magnoliopsida; Solanales; Convolvulaceae
Source: the annotation of a GenBank genome assembly
GCCCAAAGUAUUACAGUAUUCUUUUUUGUCGCUAAUAUGAACUGUUGGGAUCAAACUUAGAAAGCCCGAGUAUAUGGUCCGUUUGUACAGUGCAUCAUUUCUCAUUUCCAAGGCGAUCGAGAGGAAUUCGGUAAUCCUGUACCGGCAACCAUGUGGAGAAGGCUCUCCGUCCAUCUUCUCCGAUCCACUCCGAUAUCCGGCCGAUUUGCCAGCGCCGCCGCCGCCGCACCAUUGUCCGCUGGCGUGCUCCGCCCUUCAUUUUUCCUCCAUUCUCGUGGCUUCGAAACUGCUGUUUUGAAGACCCGAGUGGAGGAUGUAAUGCCAAUUGCUACCGGUCACGAGCGUGAAGAGAUCGAAGCCGAGCUUGAAGGAAAGAAGCUUCUUGACAUUAACUACCCCGAAGGUCCUUUUGGCACAAAGGAAGCACCAGCUGUCAUCAAGUCCUACUAUGACAAAAGAAUCAUAGGAUGCCCUGGAGGUGAAGGCGAAGAAGAGCAUGAUGUUGUUUGGUUUUGGCUGGAGAAGGACAAGCCGCAUGAAUGCCCUGUUUGUUCGCAAUAUUUUGUGCUGGAGGUUGUUGGGCCGGGAGGACCUCCGGAUGGUCACGGUGAGGACGAGGAUGACAGUCACCAUCACUAAAGCUCUAAGCUCUUGCUGAUUUUGCCUUUUUUUGCCGGAAAAUGUGUUUUGUUGACCCAAGAGUCAGAGACUACUACUUUAUUCAAUAGUUUAUUCUAUUGAAUGGUUUAUGUUUCAAUAUAUUAUAAGCAUACACAUUUUGGCCAUGGGAGGAAUUCAUGAGCCCCAUAAAGUGCAUAGUUGUACAAUUGAUGGCUGUUGUAUGCU